This is a messenger RNA of Aedes aegypti (yellow fever mosquito), 2017 nucleotides long. RefSeq names its product zinc finger E-box-binding homeobox 1. Gene Ontology annotation, cellular component: nucleus. Gene Ontology annotation, biological process: regulation of transcription by RNA polymerase II. The coding region runs from base 260 to 1162 and encodes 300 amino acids. Lineage: Eukaryota; Metazoa; Arthropoda; Insecta; Diptera; Culicidae. The record is from RefSeq and is a predicted model, not a curated record. The transcript is spliced from 3 exons. Gene Ontology annotation, molecular function: RNA polymerase II transcription regulatory region sequence-specific DNA binding; DNA-binding transcription factor activity, RNA polymerase II-specific.
UUUUUAAAAAGCCGAAUCUGUCAUCGGAACGCUACAACGUCGCAUUCUUCCAAUAAGAAAGAAAAGCGAAAGUUUUUUUUUCAGCCACUUUUUUCUUUAUGUGAAAAAAGCGACCAUGUCAUUGUAAGUAUACAAGCAGUGCUGAGCUUCGCAAGUGCCGUGUGUGUGACUUCGUGGUUUAUUUACCAACCACCCAGCGUCCUGAACUAGUCAAACUCAGCGUAGAAUCGUUACCGUGGCGCGCUCCAGCCUGCCGGUGAUGGAUGUGGAGCAGCACAAUUCCCGGACUAUAUCCCAUCCGUUGAGAAACGGCGAUGAUGGCGCGACCGAUGAAGACAAGCCAUUGGGACUGGUCCGAAGGAAAUGCAUCAUGUGCUUGCUACCCUUCGACGAGCUGGGAUCGAUCGAAACCGAAUCACCGGAAGAGCUGAAGCGGAUCGUGGAUAAUGUGUACAAAAUUGCCAAGAUUGAGAUAACCCCCUCGAAUGGCAAAAUCGGACCCCUCUGCGGUAGCUGCCGUGCCAAAUUGGGCUACAACUUCGACGAGGAUGCCUACUACGAAAUGCUGAGCAAAAUGUACAGCGAAUCGGGCACGCAAAGCCACCAGACACUAGGCGUCAUCCCGUUGGUAGUUCCUAGAGGUCAGCAGCCACCGGGUUCGGAAAACUCCGAUUAUCCCUCACCCGGAAGUCCCUUGCUGGAUGCUGCUUGUGGAACGUUCGUUGUUACCGAAAUGGGCCGGGACGAAUCGGAAACCUCCUCGGACCUGAAGUGUGUCAUCUGCUCCAAGGUGUUCAACUUCAAAUCAACGCUUCGGCUGCACAUCCGCAGCCAUCACAAUAGCACCACGAUUCGGGAACCGGAAACGCACAAAAUUCCACGGAAACCACGAAUGUAUGAGUGCAUCGAGUGCAAUCUAAGCUUCAAACUGAAGUACGACUACGACAAACAUCAAGCCAUGCACAAUCGAGCAAAUCUGUUCCAAUGUGACACUUGCUACAAACUAUUCAAACACAAAUCCUACUACAUGAUGCACCGGAAUGCAAAACGCUGCAAGGCGAUGCCACUGAACUUGAGUGCCGACGGAAUCGGAAGCAUUGUCCGAACUCAACCGGCUCGAGACCUCAGAAACCUCAGUGAGGGCAUUCGAAACACGAGCUAGAAAGAUUUAUCUAACUGUUUUUGAAAACGAACCAAGCUUCCUUCGUUUUUGCCAUAACUAUCAUACACACACAUUAUAUGUACGUGUUUUUAACAAUUAUUAGCGUUAGUAGUUACUAAUAGAUGUUCUUGAUGCCGAACGGUGCGAGUGGAGUGGAAUCGAUACCAAAUUUGUCAUGUUCCUCCGAUCUAGUCCGGAAUUGUCAAUCGACAAAGUUUUAUUUAUAUUAAGUCACAUUGUUUUCUGUUGAAAUAUAUGUUUUAUUUUAUGUACCCAAUCAAAAUUGUACAAUAAGGUUAUUUUAAUUUUAAUGCACCUCCACCCGACACGUUACGGCGUCAAACAAAUCGGAUUCUGGUCUCUUCGUUUUAGUCAAUAAUCUUGUAAACGAAUGUUUAAUCGAAUCAAUCACAGCUGCAAAACAAUAGAAACAGGCACUCGGUAGAUUUAUUCGGUGACAGAACACUUCUUAGUCCAUAAGUCAGAUUAUAUCAACAACGCUCUAUUUAUAAACAAUUCUCUUCGGAAUAACUAUAUAGAAGGCAAACUAAUUCAAACUAAUAGUAUUCGACUUCCUUUAUAAGAUGCAACCAAACACAACAUAAAUUGAAAACAAACGAAUGGACAUUCGAUUCCUAAAAAUAAUAAGAAACAAAACCAAUGUGCAACAUUUCUAUUGAUAGGGAAACCAAGUGUGUGAAAAGAAACAAAAAAAAACGAUGGAAAGAAAUGUGUUACUUGUGAUGAAACAAAUUGUGAAAACAAAACAGAAAACUACAUUUAAAGAAAUACGCUAGCAAUUAGGAUCCUACAUUUUAUCUUCAAUGAAAAUAAAAGUGAUUUUUACAAACCAAA